This is a messenger RNA of Ectocarpus sp. CCAP 1310/34, 240 nucleotides long. NCBI's taxonomy places the organism in Eukaryota, Phaeophyceae, Ectocarpales, Ectocarpaceae. The record is from the annotation of a GenBank genome assembly.
AUGUGGAAAGCUGUACCCGUGUCCGCAUACAUACCAAUCUUCGAUGCAUCUAUCCUUCGUAAGAGUGGAGUGUUCGCGAAUAGAAUCACGGACAACACGGUCACUGCCGACGUACUUCUUCAACUCAUCCUCUGCUUCGGUAUACAACGCUUCAAGAUACAUGGUAUCAUGGUGUUCCAAAACAGCAUCAUUUCUACUGCUACCACGGGACUCCUGCCACUUCUGCAUGAUUUUGGCAUA